Molecule: messenger RNA, 2088 nt
Organism: Onychomys torridus (southern grasshopper mouse)
Lineage: Eukaryota; Metazoa; Chordata; Mammalia; Rodentia; Cricetidae
Gene: Trappc2l
Product: trafficking protein particle complex 2 like
Exons: 5
Coding region: 202-531 (109 amino acids)
Biological process (GO): endoplasmic reticulum to Golgi vesicle-mediated transport
Cellular component (GO): nucleus; cytoplasm; TRAPP complex
Source: RefSeq, a predicted model, not a curated record
CCUGACUGACAAGGAGAGUGGGCUCGGCCCGACCGGGAAGGGCGUUGGGUUUGCGACGCCGCAGGACAGGAUAGGCUAGCAGAGAAGCCGGGACCCCCACCAAGCUGAAGCGUGAGAGCCGGGCCUGCCAGGCUGAGUGACACGAAUUACCCUCUGUACAUCCGAAGCACUCCCACUGAGAAUGAGCUCAAGUUCCACUACAUGGUGCACACGUCCCUGGAUGUGGUGGAUGAAAAGAUCUCUGCCAUGGGAAAAGCACUGGUGGACCAGAGGGAGCUGUACCUGGGCCUGCUCUACCCAACUGAGGACUACAAGGUAUAUGGCUACGUGACCAAUUCCAAGGUGAAAUUUGUCAUGGUGGUGGAUUCCUCCAAUACAGCCCUUCGAGACAAUGAGAUCCGCAGUAUGUUCCGGAAGCUGCAUAACUCCUAUACGGAUGUGAUGUGCAACCCCUUCUACAACCCCGGAGACCGCAUCCAGUCAAGGGCCUUUGAUAACAUGGUAACUUCGAUGAUGAUCCAGGUCUGCUGAGCUGGACCUCUGCCCCAGUCACCUGGAAGAGAAGCCUGUAUUCACCCCUGUUUGAUGAUUAUUUAUUCCCUUUCCUCUCCCUGAAUGUAACCUGUGGGCAGGGCUGUGUGCUCUGUACCUUUCUACUAAAGGCCUCACACGACAAGAUCUGCUUUGUCCUGUGUCAGCAGAGAGGGUCAGCUGAGGACCUGCUAACUGGUCUCAGAGACUGUGGAGCCAUGUAGGAGCUGUGACCAUAACCAGGUGGAGUGAGGGAGAACACUGAGUACAGAAGGCUGUGGGCCUCCAUUAUCUGAGUAGGUGGGUGGUCCAGAAGGGUGCAGGGGAUGGGGAGCCCAGAGCCAGCUCCAGAGGAUGGAGGCAAUGUAAGGCAAAGAGCCACAUACAUUUCUUCUUGGGCAAGGGCUCUCAAUGUUCUGGACCCACCAUUCAUUUAGCCCAGCCCUUGUGCUCAACCCCAGCCUAGGAGGUGGUGAAAUCUGAAAAGCUUCAUGGAACAUAGCAUUAAAGCAGCUGCUGCUUCCCAUGUGCCAACUGAGCGACUCCAGGAGCCUUUCCUGGCUGUCAGUGAGCGUGGAGGUCAACAGGGUCCCCAACGAUGCUCCUAGGCCACACGUCCCCAAGGACAAACCAGGCUCUCCCCAGAUAAAAAUUCUGUGGCUGUGUGGAGGUGGUGACUGGAGCUGGCUCCUCUGUGCCACUGGACAGUGUGGUGUCCUGGGAGAUGGCAAGGCCUGGAGGACCUACCCCAGGUUUGAGUCCCUUUCAGAUGUUGCCACUCCAUGCUGCCUUCAGAGUCUCUCUCUGGCUUCCCCAAGUCCUCAGCCAAGGACCUCCCCCUUCUCUGUAGAGUUUCUCAUGCCUGGGCCCAGCAGGCUGUGACUUGUCCACAUGAGCUGGUUGGAGUCGCAGAGGAGACAGCCCAUCUCCAUUGUAUCAGGGCUUUGCUCCAGUGAGCACAGGGUUAUUAAAAAGUGGAGGAGAAGCCCGACCUUCCCGUCGACGUAAGUAGCCGUGGACUGAGAACUCCAACAAGCAGCUGACUGACAAAGACAGAGCCCGGAGGUGCUUGGGUUAAAGGCUGUAGCAGGAGGUUGGGCUUGGCAAGAGAAGGCAGGCACAUCAGUGAGGUGGGAUCUUGAGUAUUUAAGGAGGUCACCCUACCUGAGUAUUGGCUACGCUGGGAAUUGCAUCUUGUUCCCCUUCCCUCCUUACAGACAGAACCUCUAAUUUACUGGAGGCACUUGGCUAAAUGCCAUUUGUUUCCCUCCCCUUCAUGCCAGGGCAGGUGGUUAAGGCAUGUAGAGGGUGGUAUUGGGAGCGACCUACAGGACACAUUCUUGAAAAAUAGUUUCAGCUGAUGUUUAGACUUUCUGCUUUUCUCUUGCCUGGAACUUGAGUGUCAUAGUGGGAGCUUAGGCAGCCCUCUUAAGAGCAUGAACAUAGGAGGAUAUGCAGACGUGAGGACGGAGCAGAAAGGAGCCCGGUCUGGGCUAAUGGGCUUGCCCUGGACUGUUCGCAUGUGAGACAAUAAACUGUAGGUUCUCUCCUGUCUAA